CUGCCGCUGCUGACAACAAGAUGGCGGCGGCGGCGGGCCCGGCGGGUGUUGAGAGCCGGGUGUUGGGGUACACCCUGCACCGCUGGAGCAGCUUCUCCUCCACCUACCUGCCCGAGAAUAUCUUGGUGGAUAAGCCCAAUGAUCAAUCCUCAAGAUGGUCUUCAGAGAGCAAUUACCCUCCCCAGUAUUUGAUUCUGAAACUCGAAAGACCUGCCAUAGUCCAGAGCAUCACGUUUGGCAAAUAUGAGAAAACACAUGUCUGCAAUUUAAAGAAGUUUAAAGUCUUUGGUGGAAUGAAUGAGGAAAACAUGACAGAUCUCUUGUCCAGUGGCUUAAAGAAUGAUUAUAACAAAGAAACAUUCACCUUGAAGCAUAAAAUUGAUGAACAGAUGUUCCCCUGUCGAUUCAUUAAGAUAGUUCCACUCUUAUCCUGGGGACCUAGCUUCAAUUUUAGUAUCUGGUAUGUUGAACUUAAUGGCAUUGAUGAUCCAGAUGUGGUCCAGCCAUGCCUCAACUGGUACAGCAAGUACCGUGAACAGGAAGCCAUUCGCCUUUGCCUAAAGCAUUUUCGUCAGCACAACUACACGGAGGCUUUCGAGUCGCUGCAGAAGAAAACCAAGAUUGCUCUGGAGCACCCCAUGUUGACAGACCUGCACGACAAGCUGGUGCUGAAAGGAGACUUCGAUGCUUGUGAAGAGCUCAUAGAGAAAGCUGUGAAUGAUGGCUUAUUCAAUCAAUACAUCAGUCAACAGGAAUACAAACCUCGCUGGGGGCAGAUCAUACCCAAAAGCACCAAAGGUGAUGGAGAAGACAGCCGACCAGGGAUGAGAGGUGGCCAUCAGAUGGUUAUAGAUGUUCAGACAGAAACUGUCUAUUUGUUUGGUGGCUGGGAUGGAACUCAGGAUCUGGCUGACUUCUGGGCAUACAGUGUGAAGGAAAACCAGUGGACUUGUAUAUCCAGGGAUACUGAGAAAGAGAGUGGUCCCAGUGCCAGAUCCUGUCACAAGAUGUGCAUUGACAUUCAACGAAGGCAGAUCUACACACUGGGACGCUACCUGGAUUCCUCUGUGAGGAACAGCAAAUCUCUGAAGAGUGACUUCUACCGCUAUGACAUUGACACCAACACAUGGAUGCUGCUGAGUGAAGACACCGCAGCGGAUGGAGGCCCAAAGCUGGUGUUUGAUCAUCAGAUGUGUAUGGAUUCUGAAAAACACAUGAUCUAUACCUUUGGAGGCAGAAUCCUGACCUGCAAUGGCAGUGUGGAUGACAGCAGAGCCAGUGAACCACAGUUCAGUGGGUUGUUUGCUUUUGACUGCCAGUGUCAGACGUGGAAGCUUCUGAGAGAGGAUUCCUGUAAUGCUGGACCUGAGGAUAUCCAGUCCCGAAUAGGACACUGUAUGUUGUUUCAUUCUAAAAAUCGCUGCUUAUAUGUAUUUGGUGGCCAGAGAUCGAAGACUUACUUGAAUGACUUCUUCAGUUACGAUGUAGACAGCGAUCAUGUGGAUAUCAUAUCAGAUGGCACGAAGAAAGACUCAGGGAUGGUUCCAAUGACAGGUUUCACUCAAAGGGCUACCAUUGAUCCAGAACUGAAUGAAAUCCAUGUCUUGUCAGGGCUCAGUAAAGACAAGGAGAAGCGGGAAGAGAAUGUAAGGAAUUCCUUCUGGAUUUAUGACAUAGUGAGGAACAGCUGGUCUUGUGUCUAUAAGAAUGACCAAGCAGCAAAAGAGAAUCCAGGUAAAAGCCUCCAGGAAGAGGAGCCCUGCCCAAGGUUUGCCCAUCAACUGGUGUACGAUGAGUUGCACAAGGUUCAUUACUUGUUUGGAGGGAAUCCUGGCAAGUCCUGCUCUCCAAAGAUGAGAUUAGAUGACUUCUGGUCCCUGAAGCUCUGUCGACCUUCAAAAGAAUACCUGCUAAGACACUGCAAAUACCUCAUAAGGAAGCACAGGUUCGAAGAAAAAGCUCAGACUGAGCCUCUUAGUGCACUGAAGUACCUGCAGAAUGACUUAUAUGUAACUGUGGAUCACUCAGACCCUGAGGAGACAAAAGAGUUUCAGCUUCUUGCCUCAGCAUUAUUUAAGUCUGGCUCGGAUUUCACCACUCUCGGAUUCUCAGAUGUUGACCACACGUAUGCGCAGAGAACUCAGCUCUUUGACACACUAGUCAACUUCUUUCCAGACAACAUGACCCCUCCUAAAGGCAACCUGGUGGACCUCAUCACGCUGUAACAGAGCAAUCACUGGACACAUGGAAGAGGGGAAAAGCAUCCAUUUUCAGUAUUUUCAUUUUUCUACUGCAUUGAUUGACUGCUGGGAUGAAGUAAUAUAGUAACCCCUAGGUGUUGGCAAGGGGUUUUAUACGUGUAUGGUGGAUCCCUGAAGCUUUUCCCUUGGAGUAGGUUAAUAAAAUGUAACUGACGUACUUCUGACUAAAUAGAUAUAUUUUUUCUGA
Molecule: messenger RNA, 2448 nt
Organism: Melopsittacus undulatus (budgerigar)
Lineage: Eukaryota; Metazoa; Chordata; Aves; Psittaciformes; Psittaculidae
Gene: MKLN1
Product: muskelin 1
Exons: 18
Coding region: 21-2225 (734 amino acids)
Cellular component (GO): cytoplasm
Molecular function (GO): protein binding
Source: RefSeq, a predicted model, not a curated record